CCUGAAAGCUGGAGGUGUCAAUCUGUCAAUAGGUUCGGGUCGUCCGAAAAUUGUAUUCUUGCUUGUGAAUUCUUGUUUUAUUAAAUUUUGGAUACUUUUAAUCAGCUACACUGUAUUAUGAUAUAAUUUAAUUUGUCUACGAACAAACAUUUCCUGUUAAUGUCUGGCCCGACCAGGAAGAGUCACCCCCCUAUCAGUCAUGACUAAUGGCAGAAAACAUAAACUGGACAACCCUAUACUUUCCCUCCAAUGAAAGAUGCAUUGCAGAGUUUGAAAUCCUAAAUGAAAAACUUGAAGUUCAGUUAAAAGCUGAUUUGAAAAAGAUAUACACAGAGUCCUUGUACACAGAUUUGGAAAUAGCUUUUGACAAUGGAUCGAUUCAAACACAUAGUAGUUUGUUAAAGUCAAGAGCACCUAGAUUCUUCUCAGAGCUGUGCCCAAAACUCGGCUCUGCACCGACAGUGGUGGUGCUGACUAGGGCUGACCAGUUAUCUGUUGAAUCUUUUGUGAGAGAAAUCUACACACAGAAUAAAAUAAAGGAGAAAGAAAUUGCAAUAGUUGAAUAUUUAUCAAAACUAAAAAAACUGAAAGAAGAAGUAUUGACACCAGAGUCAGAUGUUUAUGUGACUCCUGAAUCUUCUCCAACUGACAUCAGAUACAGCUUUGGCCAUACAAGGUGUGCAUCAGAUAGUGGCCUUAGCUCUCUUAUCCAGGCAACAGACAGCAAGUACCUGUCUUCUACCAACACUCUAUACUACUCUUUGGUCACAGUUGAUGAGGUGUACACCUGUGAAUCAGCUGACAUACUUGAGAAGGAAUUAGCUGAACAAGAUCAACUGUUCAAGUCCUUCAAGUCCAUCAUAUCCAGAGAAGCAAGAAGCAACAAAAGUGACAACAAAACAUUUAUCUUGACAUCACCACUUAGUCGGUCAUACUCACAGAACAAUCAUAAACACUGCCAUAAGUCUGGGAAGAAUUCCAAAAAAAUCAAAGGUUUGGAUUUAAAACUAAAUCUUAAGACCAACUUUAAAGAUUGUGGUUUCAGAAAUUUUGAAAACACCUUGAGAAGUCAAAAUUUUAAAAAUGUAGUCAAUUCGAGUAACCAAGAAAGAAGUCUUGUUUACACAACAUUACAAGAGGAGGCCAUAAAUGCUUGUAGCAGUGGUAUACUUGGUAGUGUUUGUGAUGGACCCAACCAUUCUGGAAUGUCAGCCAUGAGCAAGAGACAAGAAACUGAUGAGUGUAUGGAGGCUGAGAGUGUGGGUCCAGAUUCGUGUCUAGAAGCAGGAUCUUCAGGGUACCUAACUGGCAGCAGUCCUCGAGACCAUACCACCUCAGAUGCUUUUGGAGGUGACCUAACUGAAAUAGCGACAAGUGAAGAUAUUCCCCAUGAUAACGAUCAGUCCGCCAGGUCAUCUUCUAUGUCGUCGGAUGCUGGGACUUGGGACUCCACAUUUCCUCCGAGUACAGAAGCAGCUGCAAGGGAAAGUUACUUCGAUGAUAAUUUGAAAAAGAAACAUAUUGAACUUGGUGAUCAUGACAGCAAUUUAUCAAUUACUAGUAUUGAACAAAUUAUUCCUGAUCCUUUUGCUGUUCACAUAACAAAUUCAGUUCAAUCGAACCAUACUUCUAGGUCAAAUGGUAUCAAACAUUUCCAGUUAGGACAUCAACAAGGUCAGUGCAUUUUGAGUAGCAAUAUACCUAGAGACUAUUUUACUGAUAACUUUAUUUCAUCUCAAAAUGAUAGUUAUCCAUUAGAAAAUGAGAGUACCACAGUGAGACAAAAUUGUUGUAACUCAAAUGAAGAAUCUUACAUUGAUAACAAAGACAGCAGAUUAUUGAAUGGAAAAAACAAUUUUUUUAUUGAUGCUGCAAGUUUAUUGGAUGAAAGUGAACUUUCAAGUAUUCCUCCCAAUACAGUAUCUAAUAAUGAAUAUGAAUCAUCUGAAAUCAAUGGUUUUCCAUCUUGGUCUGCAGAAAGUACGAAAGCUGACAAUAGUGAGGUUAAUAAAUGUGAGCAAAGAGAUAUAAGUCAUGAAACUGACUGUAAUACUAAUGAGAAAAUAUUUGCAGAACAAAGUGAUCUAGAAAGAAGGCGAGCUAGUCUUAUUCGCAGAAACACCUUUGAACUUGAAUUAGACGAUGAAAGAUUAGCAGUGCUAAGAAAUGAGUAUGAAAGACACAAAGAUAAAGUUCUUCAUCAUAACAAUGUAAGCAGUUCCCAGAGUACUACUCCUUGUGAUGGCUUUCAACAACAUAACUCUCUUCCUGUCAAUCAUGCUGAGGAUUACGGAGACACUCCCAAUUCACUCCCGGUAGCUUUGAACCCCUUCAGUUGUAACCAGAAGUGUGAAGAUGAUAUGCACUCCCCUGACUCACUAAAUAAUGAUGGACCUUCAGAAAAUCCAUUUGAAAAGUCUCUAAAGAAAGGAAAUCCCAGUUACUCACUACCUUAUGAAGUCAAUGAGGAGAUAACAAUCUGUGAGAAGGAUCAAGAAUGUAACCAAGUGUCGUUUGAUGUAACAUCUCAGAAAAAUGCAAUUCCCUCUGAAAACAAUGAAGUCACGUAUGAGUCAAACACAUCAAGUGGAUUUUCUAGCACCAAUAACAUUUUUAAAGGAAAUACUCAAGCACUUAAUAAAAUAGAAUCAGCACCUAUUAUAUCCGGUGGAGUGUCUUUAAAAGAUUUGUCCCCAGAAAAACCUAUCUCUAGUCCUUUGAUGAAUAGGAGGAAGGCAGAGUGUGCUCCUAUAGUGUCAGGAGGAUCAGUUAUUGAACUAGAGCCUGAAAAGGAACAAAAACCAAGGAUGAGUGGAUCCUUUGCAUCGUCUUGGAUAGUUGAUAUGAGUGAAGCAAGUAACAAAUCUCCUCCAGAAAUUAGAGGAAAAGAACUUAAUGAUACUGUAUCAAGUGUAAAUUCUUGUGAUUCAGUUAAAAGUGAAGAAGUUCAAAGGGCAAACAAAAUGUGCAGCUCAAGUUUAGGAUUUUUUAUUUCUUUGGAUGAUCCAUAUGAUGAAAAGUCCUCAAGGGAUAGUGGAUAUAAAAGUUCAAGUCAGCAAUUAAAUAAAAAUGUAGAAUCUGUAAAAAACACAUCCAAAAUUGACUCAGUAUCAAGUAACACUAAUUUGAGCAACUGCAGUUCAUCAUGUGGUUUUUAUGUUGAUCUAAGUGACUCACACACAUGCACAGAAAGGAUCAUUGAGAAAGAAACAUCUGUACCAGACAAGAAGUUGUUUUCAAUGUUCAUUGAUAUUGGAGAAACUGGGAGCAAUGAUGGAUCUAAAUCCAAGACAAGUUCACCUCAUGUAUUCAAAAAAAGAACACAUACAAGAACAUUUUCAGGUGUGUUUCCCUCUAAACGUGAUGAUAAAAAUAGAUUAAAUGAUUCUCAAAUGAGCUCAGAAUCCAGUUUGGAAAUGACAGAGUCUCCAGAAGUGUCCAAAGACAGCAAACCACUUGAAAAAGAAGCUUUGUUCAAUUCUGUAAGACCAACAUCCGCUUCAUCUAACUGCACUGCCAAAUCAAGUGAAAAAACCAAAAAGCAAGGCAUUUAUAUGUUUAUCGAAGCUGAUCCGUCCCCUGUUCCUCAGCGAAGAACCUUGCCUUCAGGAUUACAACCAACUUCCCAAAGGCAUUCUUGGAAUUUUGAGUCUAACAAUGCACCUGGGGCUGGUAAUGGCAAUAAUUGUGAUAGUGUCCCUAGAAAGGCUCAUAGACGAUCUCAUAGUGUAUCUGUAAAUAAAUCCUUAGAAGUAAUGUUUAAUGUAGAACAGAAUGAAAAUAAGAAUUAUAGUGACUCGCCUCUGAUUAAAGGAUCCACAAGUAAUUCCAUAGGGUAUGAAUCAGGGCCAUCAUCAAUUGAUGAAACAGCUUACCGAUCUUCCAGUAAAAGUAUGAUGGCUUCAUGGCAUGGUUCUGUGAAACCAAGUGCAGAACUUCAAAAAAGAAUUGCCAAGAAUGAUUUGAAAGAGUUAAAAGAAAACAAAGCAAAUUCAGUUUUAAAAAGUCCUUUAGAUUCUCGAGCUGAUAUUGUUGAUGAGAUGUGUGAAUCUUUUGACAGAAGUGAAGAAAACGCUUAUGGGAAUAACAAAGGAGAUGAUGUAUUUGAUUUGAGCAAUGCAUCAAACGAGUCAAGCAAUACUGGUGCUCACAACUCUACCUUUAUCAUCAGUGAUGUCUCCAAUGUAGCCAAUGCCACUAGCAGUGAGUUGGAAUUGACAACACCCACAUGUGAUAUAGCCAGUCAGUUGUCUAAAGAUGACAGCGACAAAACAGAAACUGAUUUUGAUGAUGGUGAGAAGAAAUCGGUUGAUAUACCUAGAACUCCAGAUCAUAGCAUUUCACAGGUGGAAAUCCCGCCUACAGAACACAAAUUCAGUUUUGUUAAAUUGUCAGACAUGGACAAAGAACCAAAAAAGAUCCCUGUGGAGGGUAAAACUGUUAUUAACAGAAUGAGUAGAAGUAUUCCAGAAGCUUCUUGGAUAGAGAGUAAGAUGAUGACGAGAAGUGCUACUAGUCGGUCACUCAGCAGGUUGUUUCCACAUCUUAACACUUCCGCUCGUAAUCUUACCCCUGACUCUGGUGAUCAUGAGACUGACUUUUCUGAGAUCAGCAGCAUGCAAAGCAGCAUGGACCCGUCUGCCUUAGAAGGCAGUACAGAGGAGACAGAUGCAUCUUCGGGUACAGGCGGGCCAGUUUCACGAUUAGGCGAGGACUUGCUGCGGAUGUUUCUAGACGAAAUCAGUCCUGAUGUAACGGUGGAGGUAGGGGGCCGCCGCAUUAAGGCUCACAAGUGUAUCCUGAGCUCCCGAUGUCAAUACUUCGCAGCCAUUCUCAGUGGCGGCUGGGUCGAGAGCGCUGGUAAUGUCAUCUCUCUGCAAGGAUUCUCGUACAAUGCAGUACACUUUGCCCUCUGCCACAUUUAUAGUGGGGCCAGCAACAUUCCUGACUCAAUCAACAUUGUGGAACUGGCUACAUUGGCUGACAUGUUGUGUCUGGAGGGUCUCAAGGAGGUCAUCAUGUAUACGCUCAAAGUCAAAUACUGCCACUUCUUCCAUAAGCCGUGCCCGAUGUGUACAGUGGGCGUGUUGGAGUGCCUGCCACUGGCUGCAGCCUACGGUCUGGAUGAAAUUUACCGCAAGAGUCUCCGUUGGAUCACCAAGUACUUUGUACGAGUGUGGCCAACCAAGGGGUUUGCCACAUUGCCCCGUGAGCUGCUCGACAAGUGCUACAAACAGCACAUUGUCCAUAUGACUGUGGACAACGUUCUGGAGACAGUUCUCUGCUGCAGUAAACUUCAAGGGUUGAUACCCAAUGUGCGGUGGGCAGAACCGGUGUUUACUCUGGCCACUAAACUUUAUGAGGCUGCAGUCAAGUUCAUAGCCCAGCAUUUCUGCGAUAUUCUUUCAAGUGAUGUGUUCAUGUCACUCGGCAAGGAGCAGCUGUGGACUAUGAGUCAUCUAGAGGAGACUCUCCUGUCAGCUGCCGAGAAGCUGCCCCCAGACCAGGCCUGCAAGUGUCACUCACACCUGUACAAGCUGACCAAUGUUAUUCAUUCCACUAAUUCACCCAUGGAUAUCAAGUUCAAUGAAGGGUUUGUGGAAUUCCUCAGUCUGCUGGCAACGACUGUGGAGGCCUGCUUGUUGAAACAAGCUGCACGAGCAUCACGCACCCCAGCCUGGACACUCAUGGAACCCCAGCUUAGGCAUAAGAUACAAGACGCUGCAUGUUUAGUUAUAGUACCUGGGGAUGACCGUAGGCGAGCCCGCCAUCUGCUCAAGAGGGGAGAAACCACCAACGUGGGCAAACGACCCACUGAGUUGGUGCCAGUGAAGACUGCUGUAACCGAUUCAACUCCUGGCAAGAAGACACUACCUACCCGCCCACCUCCCAUUUCUGCUGUCAAACCCAAGACACCACAGCCACCUGUCAAGACAGAGAGUACAGGUCCUCGACCCAAGACAUGGCCUUACAAGAUAUCAGAGGUAAAAUCAAGAUAUCUGGAGCCAAAGGCAACUCCAAAGCAGUCACCAGCCCUGACUGCUGCCAAGACGGAGAAAACAACACCCACCACUCGCCGCAAUGUCAGCAAAUCUAUCAUCUCCUCAUCAGACUCUUCACGAACCUCAUCCCCGGCCAUGAGGAGAUCCUUACCUCAGCGGCCAUCCAGGAGUGUGCCAGGCAAGCGAGAGGACACAUUGACCAUGUCAACAGAUUCAUUGGCAGAUCCGUCAACCAGUGGCAAUAAAAAGAAGAGUGACUCGAGCACUGGAGCAGGUAGGGGUCAACCAUUCUCUCGUGUAGACUUUGUUGAGAAGAAUGCACAGUCAUUGUCAGUCAAGUCAGGAGGAAUGAGGGUGACAUCAGUGGAGACGGUGUCUCGUGUUAGUCUUAGCGAUGCCAAGAGUAAGGCUGUGGUCGCUACCAGAGUGGAUGGAGAUAGGCCAAAGUACUCUCCUGUUCCCCUCAGUAAACGGAGCAGCACCCACAGCUCCCCUCGGAUCAAGGACUCUCCAGUACCACAGGUUAAAAGUACAGUCAGCUCUACACCAUCCCCAUCUCUGCGGAGGAAUACUCUAUCGCCAAAGGAAAAGUCCAGCAGCACUGCUGAUACCAAGUCCUCCCUGUUAAAGCGAACCUCGACAUACCGAGUUCAAGCCAAAUCAUCGAGUCCGAUGAAAGUUCCUGCGACUAAACCGAGAGAUAAUGGAGCUUCUCCGAACGUCAAAGGAAACAUAAAUAAGAUUCAGUCCAAAGUGAACAGCGUGAAAAAGUCAGCAGCAAAUAACAACAUACUGAGUAAUCAUAAGACUGAAACCAAACCACAGCCAAUGGUAGGAUCUCGUUCCGGCACUUUUCUCAAAGACGAACCGACUGUUCUGAAAAAACCACAAGUAGUAAAUGUUUCUGAGUAAUGCUGCAAAUAGUUAAGCUUAUCUUUAUGAUGUCUACCGCUAGUCAGUGUGCCAUUGAAGGCUUUGUUUUUAGUUAUAUUCGAUCAUUGUAUUGAUCCGUAGUUCACAGCUUUAACAUCACCUAGUUGACUUCCUUCAGCUUACUUUGCAGUAUUACAAGGUUUAGUUGAUGCAGGUCUUUAAGUUAUAAUUUAAAUGUAUUCCUGUGUUGUUUGUGUGUUGGUAAUAUUCGGCAGCAAUAUAAAAUUACAGCCAUUGUAUUAGAAAGUUACCAAAGAUUUUUUUUAUGAUUCAAAUAUUUAUGUUCUUUGUUAAUGUUUUUUUAGAAAAGUAUAAUUUAAAAUCAUUGUUAAACUUUAGAAUUUAUUUAUUAUUAUAUUUAAUAUUUUUGUGGGCUUCAUUCAUGUCACAAGUAAAUAAAUACUGUUCAUAUUACAUUAAAUUUAGGAUAGAGACAUAAAAUUAGAAUAAAUAGAAAUUAUUUAUGCAAAAGUAUUUAAUUGUUAAGAAUGUUGCUGGUUGUUACUAAAAUGCCUAGACCGAAUUUAACACUGUAUAUUCCAGUGUAAUUCGGAAGAUACUUCUUUUUCAUACUCUAAUUUAAUUGUAAUAAGCUUAUCGCAUGAUUUAUGUAAUUUGUAUUUGUAAUAAAACAUAUUAAUAGAUUU
Molecule: messenger RNA, 7582 nt
Organism: Homalodisca vitripennis (glassy-winged sharpshooter)
Lineage: Eukaryota; Metazoa; Arthropoda; Insecta; Hemiptera; Cicadellidae
Molecular function (GO): protein binding
Source: RefSeq, a predicted model, not a curated record